Molecule: messenger RNA, 816 nt
Organism: Amoebophrya sp. A25
Lineage: Eukaryota; Dinophyceae; Syndiniales; Amoebophryaceae
Source: the annotation of a GenBank genome assembly
AUGAAGACGUAGACAAGUGGCAUAACUCUUUUAUCAAGUGUAGCACUUGACGGGCCUUUGUCAUGAUCCUCUUCUAAUAUUUCGCUAUCGUUCCUCUUUUAUUAACAGUAGUACUCGCUGCGAAGAUAUUUCUGAAACAUGGCUAAUAGCGUGAACGAUACGUCUAAGCCACCGUUCUUCGCAUACUGUUGCUACACACGAAGCGGAGUCUUUCUCUUAUGAAGGAAUCACCACUGGUGUCUGUGGUGCUGUUACUGUUUGUACUAGGCAUCUUGUGGUAGAGUAGAAGUGGCAUAUUGCGUACAAGUGGUAGAAGAAGAGGUGGCAUUCUAGGGCACAUAUUCAAUCAAAGUGAAUCACUGGGUACUUGCACAUCAAGCGGUUCCGUUUUAUUUUUAUCUUUUAUCUUCAUACAUUUGCUUGCUGCCUCAGCAGCGACGGCGGAGCUGGUCGGUUUAUCAGUUCUACCGGUUUUGUUAAGGCUUAUUUUCAUGACUCGUAUUAUUCACCUUGCUUAAGAGGUAGCUAGAGGCAGCUUUGAUGUGCUCACAAGGGGAAAACCGUGCGAGACGCACUUGCGUCAUCUUCUUCGGUAGGCUCUCCUCUUGCACCGUCAUGGUGAGAUCCAAUCUGCUGAAUACCGGCAGGCUCUAACGCUAGGAUACGCGUACUUCUUGUAUGGCGUAUUGUUGCUCGUUUUUGUGGGUUAUAGGAAUGCAACGGAUAUCACCGAGGAUUGCGAGGUCUCCGAUGCGUUGGAAGCAAUUAUUAUGGAAGGCUAGAAAGAGAGGUGAAGGCAUCCCGCCGAUGGCGUAG